AUGGGAGAGGAAAAGAAGACUGGGCAUGGCGAGCGCGUCGGCACUAGGGAGAUGUUCCACGCCUACACGAAAGGGGCUCAGGGGAACUAUGACGGGACACUGCAGGGGGAAAAGAUUGAGCCUUCUGCUCCACCCACUGCCAUUUUGAAAUUUCCCUUCAGAAACAAUCAAAAGGUCACCACAUCUUUUAUCUCACAGUUUUUCAGAAACAUUUUUUUCAGUUUAUCCAAUCAGCUGCAGAAGAGUUUUGUCUGCUUUGUUUGUGCCAGGGCCAUCAUACGGAAGUUGGUCCAGGGCCAUCAGAGAGUAAGUACUGUAAACUCUCUCAACUGGCGCCUUCUUGAGAAACCACAGACCUCAGACUGGACCACCAAGUGGAGACUCCUGACCACAGCCGCUGGUGGACAGAUAAGCUUUGCCUGUUUGCUGAUCAACAGCAGAGAUUGCGGCCGUUCCUCUGACCUUUGUAAAAGGAGAAAAGAUCCUCCCCACGCCGACCCACAACCUCCAGGCUUCCCAGCAACCCUCAGUCGCCAAGCUGCUCUCCAAAGGCAGAAGGGUGCAAAGGGAUGCAGAGGGCCUCUGAUGAACCGGGGGUCUCCUGUUCUUGGGAACAGAUGGUGUUAUAAUCAACAGGAGAGCUUGGUGGAGGCCACUCUUCAAUUCUCACAGGAACAGCAGAGGCCGCCUGAAAUAUUCCUGGCAACAUUGAAGAAAUGCCCUUCCAGGAGCAGUGAGAAGCAAGACAGCAGGGGUGUCGCCAAUGUCAGACUGCAUUAUUGUCAGGCCUGAAACACCUCAGACAACCUGACAUAGAUUGACUGUGUGAAACUGAGUUGAGUUGUCAUGAGACAACAAGGUGAUUCCAGCGGCCCGCUUCCACUUAUGUUAUUCUCCAGAAGGAAAUCACAUAAUAGACUGAGAGGAGAAUAGGCACACACAUGAGAAUGGGUUUGAUUGAUGCCCUGAUAGAGGUUAUUGUUAUUUUUUUACAUACUGAAUUCAUGUGGGGAUAAUUUUGCACCAUUUUUGCAUCAUUGCAUUGUUGAAGGACAUCUCUCUUGACAAAUGUUCUCCUUCAAGUCCUUUA
Messenger RNA from Alosa sapidissima (American shad), 1090 nucleotides. RefSeq lists its product as uncharacterized. The coding region runs from base 1 to 792 and encodes 263 amino acids. NCBI's taxonomy places the organism in Eukaryota, Metazoa, Chordata, Actinopteri, Clupeiformes, Clupeidae. The record is from RefSeq and is a predicted model, not a curated record. The transcript has 9 exons.